Messenger RNA from Mesocricetus auratus (golden hamster), 1366 nucleotides. It is a transcript of the gene Rnaseh1, whose product is annotated as ribonuclease H1. Gene Ontology annotation, biological process: DNA replication, removal of RNA primer. The record is from RefSeq and is a predicted model, not a curated record. The transcript has 8 exons. NCBI's taxonomy places the organism in Eukaryota, Metazoa, Chordata, Mammalia, Rodentia, Cricetidae. Gene Ontology annotation, molecular function: magnesium ion binding; RNA-DNA hybrid ribonuclease activity; nucleic acid binding. Bases 2 to 772 code for a protein of 256 amino acids.
UAUGCCAGGUUGCGGGCGGGAGGCUUGCCAGUGGCGAUGUAGGAGUGAGUGCAGAGAACAGGUGGACCGGUUUCCUGCUGCCAGGUUUAAGAAAUUUGCCACAGAAGAUGAAGCUUGGGCCUUUGUCAGGAGCUCUCCAAGCCCAGAUGGUUCAAAAGGGCAGGACACCACUCGUGUGCAGGAACCACAGGUGAAGACCAGCAAGCGGCCUCGGGAGCCCGUGGGCGAAGGGGAAGAGCUGGCAGAACCAGGGUCAAAGCACACCAGACAGAACACGGAGCCGGCUCCCCCAGUGAGCAAGGACACGUUUUCUUAUAUGGGAGAAUCAGUUGUUGUUUACACAGACGGCUGCUGCUCCAGUAACGGGCGGAGGCGGGCGAGAGCAGGAAUUGGCGUUUACUGGGGGCCAGGCCAUCCCUUAAAUGUAGGUGUUAGACUUCCUGGGCGACAGACAAACCAGAGGGCAGAGAUCCAUGCAGCCUGCAAAGCCAUCAUGCAAGCCAAGGCUCAGAACAUCAGCAAGUUGGUUCUUUACACAGACAGCAUGUUCACCAUCAAUGGGAUAACCAGCUGGGUUCAGGGCUGGAAGAAGAAUGGCUGGAGAACAAGCACAGGGAAGGACGUGAUCAACAAGGAGGACUUCAUGGAGCUGGACGAGCUCACCCAGGGCAUGGACAUCAAGUGGAUACACAUUCCUGGUCACUCUGGAUUUGUGGGCAAUGAAGAGGCUGACAGGCUGGCAAGGGAAGGCGCGAAGCAGUCUGAAGCCUGAGCAAAGUAGGUGCGGUGCACGCAGACCCGAGGCAGCAGCUGUUCCUUUACCCUGAUACGCAGAGAGGCCACAGCAUGGAGGACUGGCGUGGGACCUGUGACACAGCUGAUGAGAAGUGCUUCAAUAAUGGAAAGGGAAGGCUGAGCUGACACUUCAGUUCUGUGCCUUUUGGGGAUGGUAUUAUUGUUUGAUUUGUUGCCGUCUGGCCCAGAGUGCUCCAGCAAGCCUGGUGGUAGUGAUACACAAAAACAAAACAAAAACAUGCUGCAACUUGAUUUCAGUAGCCACUGUUCAGUAUGCGCAGUCUGAAGGUUCCAGAACGUCCAUUUUCCUCCCAAUGUGCACAAGUACACACUCCUGCCCCUGCUGGCACCCGGUGCCUCUGUGUACAUAAGAGGUGAUGUGACCAAGUGGGACCCAAGGCUGGUCUUGUUACAGGCAGAGCCCGCACCCAGAUGACCUUGGCUCCGGAGCCACCUUGUAGGAAACAGUUGAGAACUUUAAAGAACAAGAUUCACGAAUAUAUUGCUAAUAGAUUUCUUUGGCUACUUUUAUUAUUUAUUUUUAUAAUAAAAAUAUACAGGAAUGAUAAAA